Calidris pugnax (ruff) is the source of this 1242-nucleotide messenger RNA. Its product is annotated as cytosolic beta-glucosidase-like. The transcript is spliced from 9 exons. The annotation marks the transcript as partial. The record is from RefSeq and is a predicted model, not a curated record. NCBI's taxonomy places the organism in Eukaryota, Metazoa, Chordata, Aves, Charadriiformes, Scolopacidae. Gene Ontology annotation, molecular function: hydrolase activity, hydrolyzing O-glycosyl compounds. Gene Ontology annotation, biological process: carbohydrate metabolic process.
AAUGCAGAUGGAAAGGGCGCUAAUGUCUGGGACACAUUCACCCAUCAGGGAGGAGAUCGAGUUUUCAAGAACCAGACUGGUGAUGUAGCUUGUGGCAGCUACACUCUGUGGGAGGAAGAUUUGAAAUGUAUCAAACAGCUUGGAUUGACUCAUUAUCGCUUUUCUCUUUCCUGGUCACGUCUGUUACCUGAUGGGACGACAGGUUUCAUCAACCAGAAAGGGAUACAGCACAUAAACAAGCUGGUCAGUGAUCUGUUGAAGCACUGGGAAAUGGCGUCAUGGUCCCUGUAUCACUUUGGCUUACCUCAGUUCUUAGAAGAUUAAAGUGCCUGGAGGUCUGAAAAGGUCACUGAGACCCUUGAUAUUCAUGCAAAGUAUUGCUUCAGAACAUUUGGAGACUGAGUGACCACUAUCAAUGAACCUUAUGUUGUUGCUAUAGGUGGUUGUGAGAAAGGUAUAGCCCCAGCAUUGAUUGGUAGAACCUCUACAAAUUCUGUAGCAGAUGAAAAAGCAAUUAAAAGGUGCUUGCCCUUUACCUUAGAUGAGUUUGUCAGGUCAAUGUUUACUGAUGGUGACUAUCCAGCUGUCAUGAAGUCCCAGAUUUCUACAAUGCAUUCAAAGCAGGGCUACUGAUCAUCGAGGCUUCUGGAAUUUACUAAAGAGGAAAAUAUUAUGAUCAUGGGUACUGCUGACUUCUUUGCUCUGAACUCCCAUCUGGAUGGCGAUACAUAUAAUAACCCUAUAAUUUACAUCACUGAGAAUGGGUUUUCCCAAAGUGACCCUGCUCUACUUGAUGACAGUCAACGAUGGGAAUAUUUCAGGCUGAUUUUACAGGAAAUUUUAAAAGCACUGGCUGUAUGGAAGAACCUGGUGGUAAAGAAGAACUUCAAAAGGAAUUUGAUGUUGCCUUCCACCUGCGGCAGCAAACCGGCACGUGGAUUCCGAGACGUUUAUGACUGCAGAGGUGGAGGUUACCUCCAACCCCCUCAAGGGCUGUUUUACACCACUGCAUCUCCACCGCCUCUGGGCUCGGAGGGACCAUCCGCAGAAGGUGCCUCCACACUUCCCCAAACGUUAUGGACCGGACGCUACCGUUUUACAAGGUGUUUGGAGAGAAAUACGUACGUGUUCGCCAACCUCUCUAACGAGAUGUUUUCGGGAGCAUCCCUGGAGCAGGGUUGGUUGCCAACUGACAGCAGCCCCCACUCCCUGCCUCCCAUCCCACCGCCCACUCGUCUUUAA